AUGGAAGCAGCUGCGGAUGGAGGAAAAGAAAUAACCAAUACCAAUGGUCAGAUGACCUCCAUUCACGAUUCCGAGGUGGUUCAGGACGAAUAUCCACAUGGUUUCCGAUUGGCCGUUCUUGUUGGAGCUGUCUGCAUGACUGUUUUCUUGACAUCUCUAGAUCAAACAAUCGUCGGCACAGCAAUCCCCAAAAUCACAGACGAGUUCCACGGUCUCAGUCAGGUAUCCUGGUAUGGCUCGGCCUACUUUAUGUGCUUCGGCGGCUUCCAAUCGUCAUGGGGCAAAGCUUUCAAAUACUUCUCCCUGAAAUCGACUUUCAUCGUAACGAUACUGCUCUUUGAGAUCGGCAGUCUGAUUUGUGCCACGGCACCCAACUCGAACGCAUUUAUCGUCGGCCGCGCUAUCGCUGGUAUAGGCGGAGCUGGUAUUUCGACUGGUGGGACCAUCAUAUUUGCCUUUUCUGCGGAGCCGAAGAACAGACCAACGCUGAUGAGCUUCGUGGGAGUCGCAUACACUAUCGCUGCUAUUCUCGGACCGUUGCUUGGUGGUGCAUUCACGCAGCGUGUGAGCUGGAGAUGGUGCUUUUAUAUCAAUUUGCCUCUGGGCGGUGCCGCCCUUUUCUUACUGGCCAUAUUUUUCCACACUCCACCCGCAGCCAAGCCGCUUAAAGCGAACUGGAAAGAGAAAUUCUUGCAAAUGGAUCCCCUGGGGAUCGUUUUGGCUAUGGGCUGCAUCAUAAGCUUCAUUAUCGCUCUGCAAUAUGGAGGACAAUCCCAUGCCUGGAACAGCAGCGUAGUUGUCGGUCUACUUGUUGGGUUCGUUUUACUCUUGCUCGCAUUAAUAGGAUGGGAAAUCUUCCAAGGUGAGUAUGCCAUGCUGCCACCCAGAUUACUGAAGCGGCGUGCUCUCUGGGCCGGCUGCCUCUUCCAGCUCUUCUUCUCUGGUGCCUAUUUUCUGCUCCUGUAUUACCUCCCUUUAUUCUUUCAGAGCAUUCAAGGCGUAAACGCCAUCCAGUCUGGGGUACGUAACCUGCCUUUGGUCAUCGCGGGUAGCUUCGCUAUAGUCAUAGGCGGCAUAACCGUCACCAUAACGCGUCUGACGACGCCCUUUAUGGCCAUCGGCUCGGCAUUGGGCGCAAUCGGAACCGGCCUCUUGUACACGAUGGACGCCAAAACGAGCACGGGGAAGUGGAUUGGUUAUCAAAUUCUUCUCGGCGUUGCUUUUGCGUUCCCUUUCCAAAACUCCUUGAAUCUCGCUCAAGCAGACGCAGAAGACGCUGCUGAUUUGUCAACCGUGUCCUCUACUAUCUACUUCUUCCAAGUUCUCGGCGGCGCAUUCAGUACUUCCGCAGCACAAUCCGCAUUCGUCAAUCGAGUCAUCUCCAGUGUGCGAAUAACUGCCCCUGAAGUAGACCCUCAACAGUUGAUAUUCAUCGGCGCAACACAACUCCGAGUUGUCUUUCCCCCUGAUCAGCUCCCUGGGGUCCUGAGCGCGUACUUGGAGGGUAUCAAAGCUUCUUUUGCGGUUGCUAUUGGUAUGGCUGGUGUUUCUUUUCUGAUAUGUUUUCUGGUGCCGUGGAAGAAGCUCCCUGUUGGUGCUGCGGGUAGUGCUGUUCCUGCUGGAUAG
Molecule: messenger RNA, 1626 nt
Organism: Hyaloscypha bicolor E
Lineage: Eukaryota; Fungi; Ascomycota; Leotiomycetes; Helotiales; Hyaloscyphaceae
Product: MFS general substrate transporter
Exons: 3
Coding region: 1-1626 (541 amino acids)
Biological process (GO): transmembrane transport
Molecular function (GO): transmembrane transporter activity
Source: RefSeq, a predicted model, not a curated record